CCCAGAGGUUCAGGAGAGGCUGCCCCAGCUCCUGGAAACUUCUCCCUUCUUUUCUAAAGAGGAAAGGUCCACAUUGACAGCUCCAACGUAGCUGUUUCUGUAGAAAAACUAUCAAAGCACACUUUGCAGUUCUUGGCUGGGCGUGUCAGGACAACGAGCAUUUCACAUUCUGGAAAAGUCUGCUGCUUCUCCUUGGCUCCUGGGGACUGUUCUUUGUGGAGACAACUUUCCAGGCUAAGGUACCUGCCAAGAUGCUCCACUUACAAGGCCCACAGAUGCUGCAGAUGCUAGAAAAAUCCUUGAGGAAGAGCAUCCCUGAAUCCUUAAAGGUUUAUGGGACCACCUUCCACAUAAACCAGGGAAACCCUUUCAAGCUAAAGGCUCUGGUGGACAAGUGGCCUGAUUUUAAUACUGUGGUUAUCCGCCCUCAGGAGCAGGAGAUGACAGAUGACCUUGAUCACUACACCAAUACUUAUCAAGUCUACUCCAAGGACCCUAAGAAGUGUCAGGAAUUCCUUGGCUCACCAGAAGUCAUCAACUGGAAGCAACAUCUGCAGAUUCAAAGUUCACAGUCCAGCUUGGAUGAUGUGAUAAAAAAUCUUGCAGCUAUCAAAUUGGGCAAGGUCAAGCAAACACAAUGCUUUCUCUAUAUGACCUCUGAGGCAGGAAAGAAAUUGGCUACUUCUCUGCUGGAGGAAAAAAAAUUAUCAGUCUAUGGUGAUAAACACAAAUCCAGCCACCAAAAGAUGUUGACACUCUCAACCCUGGAUCCUGCCCAUGCUGUCUUGGUGAAUAAGCUCUGGUAUUUUGGUGGCAAUGAGAGGAGCCAGAGGUUCAUCGAGCGCUGUAUCCAGACCUUCCCCAGCUCAUGCCUGCUGGGGCCCGAGGGGACCCCUGUGGCCUGGAUGCUAAUGGACCAGACGGGAGAGCAGCGGAUGGCAGGCACCCUGCCUGAGUACCGGGCCAAGGGGCUCAUCUCCUACGUCGCCUGUGUCCAUGUCCAGACUCUGGACAAACUUGGGUUCCCCUUGUAUUCCCACGUCGACAAGGCCAAUCACAUCAUGCAAAGAGUAUGCUCCAACAUGCAGAGUAUCUUUGUGCCCUGCGGCUGGAACCAGUGGAACUUCGUGCCUCUGGAAAGCGGACCUGAACGCAAGAGAGCAUUGAGCGGGUGCAGAAUGUGGCUGGAGAAGCCAGCGGAGAGAAAGAGUGCAGUGUGAUGAAGGGCGACGAAAUGGCCUGAGCUCUGAGGAAGCAGUGAUGUGUGGUGAACAGGACAGACUCAGUCCCUGUGCGCAAAUACUUCCCAGAAUUUCCUUAGUUUCCUCAGUAGGAAACAGCCCAAGUCCCCAACUGUCUGGGUACCUGGAUACUUUCAGCAUCCUUGUCAUGAUUUACACUUAGUUGCAUGCUUUUCUACAUUGGUCUUCCUGGAACUCCUAGCUCAUUAGCUCUUUCUAGUUUGCCAGAAGUGUUGUAAUAGUCUGUGGGUUUUAUGAUGAUUUUUUCCCCUCUGGCUUUCUAUGACUUUUUAAUUGACUGGAGAGUGACCUGUCCGUUAAGUAAAUCUUUGAAGAUCCUGCUCUCUCAGGUCAUUUCUUAAGCCUUAUAUUAUAAUCACAUGAAAUAUAUUAUACAAAUACACUAUACAUUUCUCUA
This is a messenger RNA of Cervus elaphus (red deer), 1659 nucleotides long. RefSeq names its product glycine N-acyltransferase-like. Gene Ontology annotation, molecular function: glycine N-acyltransferase activity. The transcript has 6 exons. The record is from RefSeq and is a predicted model, not a curated record. NCBI's taxonomy places the organism in Eukaryota, Metazoa, Chordata, Mammalia, Artiodactyla, Cervidae. The coding region runs from base 252 to 1220 and encodes 322 amino acids. Gene Ontology annotation, cellular component: mitochondrion.